Molecule: messenger RNA, 3706 nt
Organism: Chrysemys picta bellii (western painted turtle)
Lineage: Eukaryota; Metazoa; Chordata; Testudines; Emydidae
Source: RefSeq, a predicted model, not a curated record
CAACAGGCCGCGUUCGUGCCGGCGCGGCUGCUGAGGCUGCUAACGCCAUCUUGAGAGUAAAGAGCCGUAGGAACUCCCCUCCCCCAACCGCCCGGGACUGCGCUGCUGCGAGCCGGAGGCCAGGCUAGGCCGCGGAAGGCUGUUGCUGUCUCUGCCUGGAGUGGCCUUUUACAGUGAGGUCCUGAUCCUUGGCUGGGGGCUCAGAGGUGCUAUGAUGCUUCAUGCUGAAUGUAAAGUAAGGCCUUUGGAAUGUCAAGAUGAAAUGACAAUUGAACCGUGUUCUAAAAAAAUUAAAUCAACAGAAGAAGCUCAUGAUAAAUCCUGUGAUGAUGGUUUCCAGGGAUCUCUUAUGAAAACAGACAAUGAGAGAAUAAACAAAGAAUGGAUACCUUUAUACAUCUCCAAUGACCAAGGAAAACAGGAAGUGCAGCAGAAAGAGAAUGAAAAUACAGAUGUCUUGGAAACAUUCAAUGAAGAAUUCCCUGGUAAUAGGCCAGGGAUUAUUGAGUCUGCUCAUUCAACGAUCAUGCAGAGUGUAAAUCUUCCAAUAAAAGACACUGAGGUUACAGAAAAUAAAUGCCCAUUCAUUACUGAAAAAGUUGAUGAAGCUAAUAUUAAAGAAACUAGCAAUAAAUCAUUCACAGUAAAUGGAGAUGAAGUAGAGGCUGAAGAACAUGGUACAAGCAAAGUAUUUAUUGGGCCCGUUUACAGACCUGUGGAGGAGAACAAACAGGAUGAAACCAGGAAUUUUACUAAAUUUAGCACAGGCAAAGAGAAACAAAAUGUUGUACUUUACCACAAAAAUGACAAAGAAGCAGCAAAUAAAAUACAGACUCUCUCUUGUGAUGUAUCAGAAAUAGAUGAUGAAUUGUGCCAAUUUUAUAAAGAAAUUCAGCAGCUUGAAAGCGAUAAAGAUGAGUUAGAAGGUCACUUACAGGAAAAAGAAACCGAAUCAUCUCAGGAACGAUUUAUAUCAUGUAAUAAAUAUAGUCAGUCAUCUCACGAGGGUGAACAAGAUACCUGUUACAGUAGAACACAAUCAUAUUAUGACCAUGAACAAUGUUUCUAUAAUGAACCAAGUGGCCAGAAGACAGGCAGUGAACCAAAAUGUUUUGACAACGAAGGAAAUGGCUGGAGAAGUGAGAAUCAUUUUAAUUGGCAAGCGGAUUCUAAAUUCUGGAACCAUUCAGUCCCUCAGUUUAGGCCGGCAUGGCAGCCAACACAAUCUUUCAUAAUACCUCAGGGACCACUUCCUCCUAGGUUCAACCAUUUAGAUGUUCAAACUCUUAAUUCCACACCACAUCAACCAAAUACUCUUCAUCCUCAGAAUGAUGGACUUCCUCACAAGAAUUAUGCAGGUUACCAUGGAAAUAGUGGCAGUACUAACAGGAGCUGUCCAUUGUUUGAUCAGAAUAAUAGUUAUGCUGGUCAUAUUGGUAUCCAUAGUAUGCAAGUCUCCAGAAAUGGAUAUAGCGACCAGGAUGGAUGCAAGAAUAAUGGUUUCUGUGAAACCAGAGAAGAGUGUUGGAAAGAUCCUAGAACUUACCAGAAAGAGGGAAUACACAAUUUUAAUUUUCAGCAGUUUUCAGAAGACAAGUUAUGUAGGUCGCAGAAAUUACUUCUAAUUUUAAGAGGUCUGCCUGGCUCAGGAAAAACAACACUGUCUCAUAUUCUACUUGGUCAAAAUCGUGAUGGCGUGGUGUUCAGCACCGAUGAUUAUUUUCGUCAGCAAGAUGGAUAUACAUAUAACGUUGCUCAGCUUGGUGAUGCUCAUGACUGGAACCAGAAGAGAGCAAAACAAGCAAUGGACCAGGGAAGAUCUCCCAUUAUAAUAGACAACACUAAUACUCAAGCCUGGGAAAUGAAGCCGUACGUGGAAACGGCUCUAGGGAAAGGCUACAGAGUGGAAUUCCAUGAGCCAGACACAUGGUGGAAGUUUGAUCCAGAGGAGUUAGAAAAGAGGAAUAAACAUGGGGUCCCUCGUGAGAAGAUUGCUCAGAUGUUGGAACGAUAUGAAUAUCAAAUGUCCAUCUCUGUUGUAAUGAAUUCAGUGGAACCUCCUCACAAAAACACACAAAGGCCACCUCCACAGCGAAGACAGAGUAGUCCAAUGGAAACAGACAUUAAGAAGAAACCUGGGCACAGACUGAGCAAAGCUAAACAGAGGAAAAAGCGAAAAAGAAACAGAAAAAUGAAGCAUGAUAAUAUUAAAAUCACAGAGAAAAAAUCAGAUGGAGUCCCUUGUCAUCUAAUUCCUGAUGACCAGGAAACAUCAGACAGUGAAGAGGAAGAUUCAGAAGAAGAAAACAGAAAAUCAGUAUUUACAUUUAAUGGAGAUCCAGGAGAUGAAGGUUGUGAAGAUCGUUCCAAUGGUGAUUGUAAUGAAAGCCCAAAAUCUACAAAGCAUCAAACAGGAAGUUUACCUAUUGCUGUGUCUGAGACUUCAGCAACACUAGCUAGUCCAAUGAAAAGUGACUUGUUUACAGAAGAUGACGGUACAUUUCUAAUAAAUUUGACAUCUGCUCCUAAUAAAAACUUAAUUGAAUUUGAACACACAUUUGAUGAUCAGGUGGUUGAUCAUAACCAAAAUAAAAACCUUAUGGUAAAUGAGAGCAAUUCCUCAGAUACAGAUGAUCACAGUUCUGUUCUAGACACAGAAUAUAACAGUAAAGAAAAUAGUUCUAUGAUGUUAAAUAAUCAAGAUGAACUUACAUCAGAUCAAAUUGCAUGUGAACCUGAUCUAGAAAGUAAAUUGUUAAAUGUGAGUAAUGGAAAAAAAGAAACCCUGUCUCUCCAGCAUGAUUUGAAAACAUCUGAAAUUUGUGUUGUCUUGCCUGAUAAAGCCAUGAAAGACAGACAGACAUCAAAAAGGUAUGAGAAAAAUCCUUGGGCUUUUUUUUCAAUUGAUUUAACUGAUAUACAAUUCCAGCUUGGCUCUGAUAGGUCGGGUUCUUGUUCUUGGCCUGAGAGGACCCAUAAAUUCAUAUGCGAGCAAAGACCAAAAAGAGUGAGGCGGCCUAAAGAGACCUAUCCUGACAGCACAGUAGAACAAACUCGUGAAUCUAAUGAAGAAUUAGAAAAAGAAACCAGUCUGCAAACAUUAAUUGAAGAGUGUGGCAGUGUAACACAUGGUGGUCUACAGUCAUCACUGAUUGACAAAGUACAUCAUAAUUCAUUUAUAGAGUCGGGAGUCACUGUCACAAACUGCUUAACUGAAGUCAAUGUUCCAAGCAAUGUAGGUACACCAGUUCCAUCAAAGAAGAAAGGAAGAUGCAAAAGGAUUUUCAACUUGGCACCAAACUUUCAUCUACCAAGGCAGAUUGCUGUUAGUACAAAGGAGGGACUGAAGGAUGUUCUAUUAAUGGAUGAUAACCUAUCAGAAAAUGUUUUGAAAACAGAACAAGAGAGAAUUUCAAAUAAGGACAAUGGAAAGAAGAGUGAACAAAACCUUGAAUUUCAAGAACAUCUAGCACCUUCUAAUAAUGAUGUGACAGAUUCUUCACUUAACCAUGGUGUGGGAUCUCUCUUACAUAGUAGUCAGUUGGGACAAUCUCUGUGUCUUUCAAAGAAAGCUGUUUCUUCUCCAGCUCAGAAAUUUCCCUCUAGUUAUUGUAUAGUUUCUUCAACAAGUAAGGAACAAAUUACAACUUUUAAACAAGAAAAAAUACUUGAUAAAAAGAGGGUGAGAGAGAACAGUUCUCUGUAG